AAGCGCUCUGGGUGUCAGCAGGGAGGGUACGUGGAGCGGAGCUAACACGCGCCCGUGAGAAAGCAGCUUCUCCCGGAGCCGGCGCUGCGUGCUGCGCUCAGUCCCCUGUUCCCGGGCUUGGAGCGGAGGGGGCCGGAGCGGAGCUGGCGAUUGGGCUGGGGCUGAGUGGGUGGCGGCCACUCCCGGCUCUGCCGCCGCCUCAGGAGGCUGAACUCUGCUCCUCAGCCCGCUCCCGCCUCCCGCUCCCUCCGCCCUCGCCUAGUGCGGAGCAGCGCCGCGGCGAGUGUUCAAGGUGGCACGGCGGGGACCUGCGCUCCCAGGCGGCGCGGGGAGGGAGAGGCACAUGCCGCCCCCCGGGCGCCCCUUCUCCUGCCUUCCGGAGCGGCCGAGCAGGCGGCGGCAGGGCGGGGGCCGGAUCCCCAAGGCGCGGACCCGCUGAGCUGCCGGGAAGAUGCUUUCUUGUCCCCCCAGAGACAGUUGCUGCUUUACCCCCAGACCUGUCUGACUUUAGUGGAGAGAUCAUGACUGAAGUCCUCUUUUCAGCUGUUUUGAAUGGGACUGAAAGCAACAUUCUGUCAAACACUGGCUGGACUCUAGGAAAUGCCACUACCAAAUGUUCCCUAACCAAAACCGGCUUCCAGUUCUAUUACCUGCCCACUGUCUACAUUCUAGUCUUUAUCUCUGGAUUCCUGGGCAAUAGUGUGGCGAUCUGGAUGUUUGUCUUCCACAUGAGGCCUUGGAGUGGCAUCUCAGUUUACAUGUUUAAUCUGGCAUUAGCUGAUUUCUUGUAUGUCUUGACACUCCCUGCCCUCAUCUUUUAUUACUUCAAUAAAACCGACUGGAUCUUCGGAGAUAUCAUGUGCAAACUGCAAAGGUUCAUCUUCCAUGUGAACCUGUAUGGCAGCAUUUUGUUUCUGACUUGCAUCAGUGUACACAGAUACACAGGGGUAGUGUAUCCUUUGAAAUCACUUGGGAGACUGAAGAAAAAGAAUGCUGUUUACAUCAGUACCCUUGUUUGGGUCAUUGUUGUAGCUGGGAUUUCUCCUAUAUUGUUCUACUCUGGAACUGGGCUAAGGAGAAAUAAAACCAUUACCUGUUAUGAUACUACAACUGAUGAUUAUCUGAGAAGUUACUUCAUUUAUAGCAUGUGCACCACUGUGUUUAUAUUCUGCAUCCCAUUCAUAUUGAUUCUUGGUUGUUAUGGACUAAUAGUGAAAGCUUUGAUUUACAAGGAUUUGGACAAUUCUCCUCUUAGGAGAAAAUCAAUUUACCUGGUUAUUAUUGUGUUGAUGGUCUUUGCCGUGUCUUAUCUUCCCUUUCAUGUGAUGAAGACAUUGAAUCUAAGAGCCAGACUGGAUUUUCAGACUCCACAAAUGUGUGCCUUCAAUGACAAAGUAUAUGCCACUUACCAAGUGACAAGGGGGUUAGCUAGUCUCAACAGCUGUGUAGAUCCUAUUCUGUAUUUUUUGGCAGGUGAUACCUUUCGAAGUAGACUUUCAAGGGCAACCAGAAAAGCGUCUAGAAGAAGUGAGCUCAAUGUGCAAUCAAAAAGCGAGGAAGUGACUCUCAAUAUUUUAGCAGAAUAUAAAGUGAAUGGAGACACGAGUUUGUGAAUGCAAAAGAUUUGCAAGCAGUUGCAAAAAACAAAACAAAACUGUCCGUUUUUAACACAGUUAGAUGCUCUAGUGCCAUGACUGUUUGGGGAAAAUCUACUGAACUGGCCAGCAAGCUUGCUCUUUUUGUCUCAGGGGGUGUCUCAUUUUGUGAGUUUAAGGAGAACUUAAGCAAAGUGUAAAAAAAAAAAAAAAAUUAAUCUUAAUGGGGGGCAAAAAUACAUCAGACAUCUGUUUUUACCUUUUUUAAAAAUGCUCACAAUAGUAUAUCUUCCUGACUGGUGUCAGAUAAAAUAAGACAAAGCAAAUCCCAUAGAGGAAAAAAUAGUUUCAAAUGUGCUGCUGUUAUUAAUUAUUUUCUCUCCAUUAAUAAUAACAGAUUUUAAAAAAAUUAAAUCUCCAAGAAAAAUAAACUUCUUUUCUGGGCCUCUGACCAUACUUCCAUCCAUAGUCUCUUCUUUUACACUUACACUGUAAAAAAUUGUUUACAUUAAGAUCAUGUUGCAGAAAUCUUGAACAUUAUCUUGUGAUUUCUGUAUCUUCUACUUUUGGAGCAAGUGAUAAUAUUUUGAUAGCUCAGUGGUGCCCUUUCUGGUUCUAUCUUCGCUGAAGGCUUGAUUCCUAUAAGGAUAGGUUCCAGGCUCAUGUGUAUUAUGACAGUCACAAAUUAUUGUGAUUGUACGUGAAAACUAAGGGUGAAAUUUUGGCAAUGUUGAAGUCAAUGCUAUUGAUUUUAGAGGGGCCAGAAUUUCACCCGGAUGUUUUGACACAGACUGAUGUUUAAUUUGCUUUUUGUGCAAGCAGCUACCUAUGCACGCACAAUCGCAGUACAUUUUGAGUGUAGAUAUCACCUACAAAUCUGAGUACAAAAAAUUGGCACUGUAUAUCUAAAUAUCCAAUAUUUUAGUCGUUGCUGAAGUAAAACUCUCAUUGUCUUCAGUGGAAAGAACCAAAUAAUGGACCUGAAUAAAGACUGCAGGAAUGGGCUCUGCUUGGGCAAAUGGCAGGACCAAAUUUAUAGAUUUGGAAGAUGCUUGCUUGCUCUUUAGAGUUACAAAUUUUGGCCAACACUUCACUGCAGCUCUGACACUCAGCAUCUGAUCCUGGAAGUUUGUGUGAAUUGUCUUAUGGGUAACAAACUCUAUUAUUGAAAACACUUCAAUUUUUAUCCACAUAAAAGUCAGAGAUAUUUGAAUUAUCUUAACCUUCAUUUGGUACAAGCAUUUUUCACUUUCUUAUCUUGUGUGAUAACACAAGCUGUUUCCCAGGCAAAUUCUUAUCAAAAUGGGUUAAAGAACAAUAAUUGUUGGAAUCAGGAAAAAAAAAGAUAAACUUCAUUUUUUUUUACUGUGAAUAAAGAAUUACUGUAUCAACAAAAUAUUGCAAUACACUGCCAAUAAUUUCAUGCUGCGGAGUGGGUAUCUUCAUAAUUUGUCUCACGCAAAUGUGUAAAAUGGUCACCUAAAAUUGGGCAGAAUAAUACAUUGUGUAAUGCAUCAGUCAGUGAGGAGUUGAGCACAGACAGAAUCUGUGGGGAACAGAACCUUAUUUAUUUCACAUGGAUAUUGUUUGAAAUGUGUCUGAAAGUAUUAUUGAAUCUGGUGCACAAAAUGGUAUGAUAUGUAAUCAGUAAAUGGUUUUAACAAAUCCUCAGCCCCCCCCCCAACUUUAUACUAGGAAUAAAAAUAAACUAUUUCUAUCUUGCUUAUUAAUUUCCAAGGACUGACGACAUGCAGAAAAUGAAUAGCUCUAGAUAUCUCCUGACUAAAUUGUUAAGCAGCUUACAUUCAGAAAUACAAAACGACUUAACCUGCAAAAACUAUUUAUUUAACUUAUUUAUUGGAAGACUAAGUACAAAUAUGAAGUGUUGUCUGAUAACAUUUUAAAUGAUUCUGUUUUCAUUUUCAUAAUUGAGCAUUAAUGGAAAAAAUAGAAUGGCAUGUUUGAAUUGUUGUAAUUGUACUCUAAUAGAACAUCUUUUAUAAUAAACUCUCAGAUCCAGCGCUGCAAGACAUUUUGGACUACCAUUUGCUGUUGAUAUGCAGUCUACACCUAAAUUAAGCUACUGUUUAGCAAGCAUAAUAUUUUACAGUAAUGCUAAAAAUCUCAUUUAAUCCUAUAAAUCCAAGAAAAUGUAGGGCAAAUGCAAAAAGUCAAGGCUAAUGUUCCUCUUUGUGACAAAACACUGUUGAAUGUACAGACCUUGGUUCUCAUUUAUAAGGCUAAGUCUACCUUAGAGACCUUACGGUGGCACAGCUAUACCGCUGUAGCUGAGCUGCUGUAAGAUCUCCUGUGUAGCUACUCUAUGCCGGUGGGAGAGAGCUUUCCCACCGACAUAGCUCUGUCCACACAGGCACUUUUGUCUGUGAAACUUGCUCCAUUUUCACACCCCUGACUGACAAAAAUUUUGCUGACAAAAGUGCUAGUGGAGACAAAGCCUAACGCUCCCUUACGCUGCCAGAGAAUGAGAAUCAAUCCCACAGUACAUGGUGUGUAACUGGUGGGCUUGGCAGAUGAAUUAAGGAUAGUGUCAGAAUGGAUUUGCAGACUGUGCAAUGAAUGGGUUUUUAUGGGUUUAAAAUCAUGUUAUUUUCACAGUUUUGUGGUCUUUUUUCUUUUUUCGUUCAGUUAGGGAAUAAAAUGUUGCAUCAAUUAGGGAAUAAAAUGUUGCACUAAUUGGGAACUUUUUGAAGCAUGAAACACACAUACUCAAUAGAUAGUCAAUCCUCAGAUUCAGAUAAGUCUGUAUUUAGAUACUUUAAAAAUAUAUAUAAUCAACCCACUUUUAUUUUUUUAAAUGUGUAUCAAAACUAUGCUAAACCUUUAUUGGCUAUUCAUUAAUGUAUAUUAGACCUUAGAAAUCAAGAGCAGCAACAAAAUUUUAGGGAUACAAUUUUAAGACAUAGGUACAGCUCAUAAUGAGGGGCAGGGAGGAUUUGCACAACUCCAUGGGAAACUCAAAGGCAGUAUUUACCCUUCUUAAGUGGCAGAAUGCCCGCCCCUCUGCUUCUUGGUGAGGUACACCAUUCUCUCUAAAGGACACUGGUUUCCAAACAUGGACUGUUUCUGUCCCUUCCACACAACAGUGGAAAGUUAAUUUUGACUCAUCUUGCCUGCAUAUACUCACUUAAGAGACCAACCCAAUACCUCACUAUUGUCCAUUGUGGUAAUAUUGCAUGUAAUGAGGAUUAUUUUUUAAAGGUGACUUGCAGAGGCAAGGCACCUCGUUCCAGUAACUUUAGCUCAGUUAUGCCCUGGAAGUUUCCAUGAUGCAGUUAGGAGGGGCAUUAAGUACAUUUUUAUCUUAAAACUUAUUCUCUUUUCCUUCUUUCAGGUCCUGUGACUACCAACAACCAGUACCUCCAUUCUAUUCUGAUGUGAGUCUCUGACAUGCACCAUUCUGAGAUGAUACAAGUACCACAACCACCACUGAGUUCAGCUGGAACAUGGAACUGGUCCACAGAAUCUCAUGUUAAGUCCCCACUUUUUUUUUUUUUUAACAUUACUAUAUUUGGCACACAUUCUGCGCCUCAGAUUAGAUAGAGCUACUACAAAAUUAUGGCACAGGAUAACAAGAGUUACUGUAACUCAGUGCUCCAACGUGACUACUUUGUACCUGCAACAUCACAGCAUGGUGUGUGUUGGGUAAUCACAUCUGAGGAGGAUCUGGGCUGGAUGUCGUGGGACCAGAAAUAAAUUGUUUUCUUGCUCAGUGUGGCAUAGCUCCUGGGGGAAUUUGCCAAAUAUAUUGGUAAAGACUACUGCCAUGUGGGAUGUAAUCUUAUUAAAAUAAAUUUAAUAGUAGUGAAAGGUAACCAGCCUGACAGGCCUUGAGACCAACGGACCCCCCCUCUAUCUAUUGGCAGCACUGGCAUCAGCAGAGAAAAUCCUCUAAACUGUCUCUCACCACAUCUCUCAUGCUGACCCUAGUGGAACCACUUCUAGGUAUGUGAGGCGAAUACAGUUUUCAUUUCCAUUCAGACCUUUGCUGACGCUGAUGCCAUUUAGUAACAAUGGUAAUAGUGGGCUUUGUAGUCCUGUUUACUAGGACCUGGACUCAGGUAAUCACCUCCUUACACAAAGUAUUCCUAACAGUACUGACUUAACUCUUUAGUGUGAUGGGCUGGGUUUGAACCUUAAGCCAGCUAUUUUCUCUUGGCAUCUUUGCUGGUAGUCGUCUAAAUAUUUAUUUAUUUAUUUAUGUAGACAUCCAUAAAAGCUCUUGAUAAACACUUUCUUUUUUAAUUACCUUUUAAAGAAAUGAAUAUUUGACCUAAACAGAGCUACAAUGAUCUAUACAGAAACAAAUGACUGUUCAUGGUAUAUUUGCGUUUUGUAACACCAUAGGGUCAAAUUUGCCUCAUUUAUGCCCAUGUGCUCCCAGGAGGGAUGUCUAAUACAAAAUGAAGCAACUGUAAUCUAGUUACUGUAUGUGGGCUAUAGGCACUUUGGAAACUUCAAUAGUUUGAUAUCUUGGGUAUUUAAAUUUGUUGUUUUUAAACUAUCAGAUUUGAGUCCAGUUUAUGCAUUAGUAGCGUAAUGAAAGUUUAAUUUUAAAGACACCAAGUGCCAAAUUUUGCCACUGAAUGUACAUGAGUAACGCCCAUUGAAUCUAGGGAUAGUUUCCUUUGUGCAUUUGAGGACAGAAUUUGGGAUUGAGUUAUUAUUUUAUAGAACAAUAUAAUAAGAAUGUUCUUAUAGCUCAGUGGGCUGAGCAUUAGCCUGCUAAACCCAGCGUUGUGAGUUCAAUCCUUGAGGGGGCCAUUUAG
This is a messenger RNA of Chelonoidis abingdonii (Abingdon island giant tortoise), 6382 nucleotides long. RefSeq names its product purinergic receptor P2Y1 (gene P2RY1). Gene Ontology annotation, biological process: platelet activation; phospholipase C-activating G protein-coupled receptor signaling pathway; relaxation of muscle. Gene Ontology annotation, cellular component: plasma membrane. Lineage: Eukaryota; Metazoa; Chordata; Testudines; Testudinidae. The record is from RefSeq and is a predicted model, not a curated record. Gene Ontology annotation, molecular function: A1 adenosine receptor binding; ATP binding; G protein-coupled ATP receptor activity.